Molecule: messenger RNA, 681 nt
Organism: Brassica napus (rape)
Lineage: Eukaryota; Viridiplantae; Streptophyta; Magnoliopsida; Brassicales; Brassicaceae
Exons: 1
Coding region: 1-681 (226 amino acids)
Source: RefSeq, a predicted model, not a curated record
AUGGCGGAAAGUAUGACGAGCCUAUCUCCCGAAUUCGAUCCCAGAUCUCCCUACUAUGUCGAUCCAGAUUAUCAACCCGACGAAAAUCUCCCUAUGGUUAUACUCAGCCAAGCAGACGACAACUACUUCAUCUGGAAAAGACAUUUUCUCCAAUUCCUUCUAAGCAAGAGCAAAACCGACUUCGUCAACGGCACCUUCGUGAUACCAGAACCUUCCUCUCCGCUAUACGAACCAUGGAGAGUGUGCAACGCGAGGGUCAAGUGUUGGAUGAUGAAUUGCGUGAGCGAAAACUUGAAAGACUAUGUGCGUUAUGCGGAGACGGCGCAGAAAGCUUGGGAUGAUCUCCGUAUGAUAUUCGUCCCGAGCGUGGAUUUUAAGAUCUACCAGCUUCGUCAGAGGAUCCCGACGCUGAGGCAAGGUGGUGACUCGUUGCCGAGAUAUUUCGCGAACAUGAGGAUCGCUUGGAUGGAGCUUUGGGAGUAUGAUCCUUUGCCGGAGUGUGCGUGUGGUGGUUGUCGGUGCGAGAUCAAGAAACGUGCCAAGGAGGCGAGGGAGAAGGAGGAGCGUUACGCGUUUCUGAUGGGUUUGAAUGAAGAGCUUAGCUUAGUGAGAACUCAGAUCAUGAUCAUGGAUCCUCCUCCUUCGUUGAAGGAAGCCUACUCCUUGGUUAACAAAGCAUAA